Messenger RNA from Mirounga angustirostris (Northern elephant seal), 14383 nucleotides. RefSeq names its product cut like homeobox 1 (gene CUX1). Lineage: Eukaryota; Metazoa; Chordata; Mammalia; Carnivora; Phocidae. The record is from RefSeq and is a predicted model, not a curated record. The transcript has 24 exons. Gene Ontology annotation, biological process: intra-Golgi vesicle-mediated transport; regulation of transcription by RNA polymerase II. Gene Ontology annotation, cellular component: Golgi membrane; nucleus. Gene Ontology annotation, molecular function: DNA-binding transcription factor activity, RNA polymerase II-specific; RNA polymerase II transcription regulatory region sequence-specific DNA binding. Bases 496 to 5406 code for a protein of 1636 amino acids.
GGCCCCGGCCGCCGCGCCGGGCUGUCAGCGGGCCGGGGCCGCGCCGCCGCUCCCGCACCCGGCGUUGGGCUCUCCGAGCGGACCCCGGGGUUUGUUUACGUCCGGGCGGGCGCCCCGGGGCCACCCGCAGCCGCCCCGCUCUUUUGUGUGCCUGCACGAGUGGCGCGGACUGGCCCCUCCGCGGCCAGAGACCCCGGUCGGGGCGCUUGGGGGAAACUUGCGAGGGCCGGCGGGCGCCCGGCGCGCGGAGCCCGUGGGUCGGAGCGCCCGGCGGGAGCCGGUGCGGGCGGAGGGCAGCAACUUUCCCCGAGCGCAGGCCCCGCGCUGCGCCCCGGCGCGCCGUUGGCCCGGGUGGGGGACGCUUCCUCCCCGCCGCCUGUCCCGGCGGCUCUAGCCCCGAGCCCAGGGGCUCCCGCAGCCCUCCGUGACCCGCCCGCUCCGCUCCGGCCCUCUUCUCGGGGGCCCUGGCGCCCCCCCGCAGGGUCCGCGGUGGCAAUGGAGCGCGCGGCUGGUCCUCUCCGAAAUGCCUUCUCGGGUCGGGUUCUCGAAGGCAAAGCCCCGGGGGCCCCCCUCGACUGUGGCGUGCUGGGCCACGGUCCGCGCGCCGAGCCCGGGGCGCCGUGGGGGGAUCAUGCGGGGGCCCCUCAUCCGGCCCCGGUGCCGCCGCGGUGCCCAGGGGGCGCGUUCCUGCCUGCCACCCCCCACCCAGAGGAGCGGCGCACCCUUGGGGGUCACCCCGAACCUGCCGGCUCCGCGCUCGCGGCGCCUGGACAGCCCCGGGACUCUGCCAGGUGGAUGUUGUGCGUAGCCGGAGCCAAGUUGAAGAGGGAACUCGAUGCCACCGCCACGGUACUGGCGAACCGGCAAGAUGAAAGCGAGCAGUCUAGAAAGCGGCUUAUCGAGCAGAGCCGAGAGUUCAAGAAGAACACUCCAGAGGAUUUGCGCAAGCAGGUAGCGCCACUGCUGAAGAGCUUCCAGGGGGAGAUUGAUGCACUGAGUAAAAGAAGCAAAGAAGCUGAGGCAGCCUUCUUGAAUGUCUACAAAAGAUUGAUCGAUGUUCCAGAUCCCGUGCCUGCUCUGGACCUCGGGCAGCAGCUCCAGCUCAAAGUGCAGCGUCUGCACGACAUUGAAACAGAGAACCAGAAGCUUAGGGAAACUCUGGAAGAGUACAACAAGGAAUUUGCCGAAGUGAAAAAUCAAGAGGUUACGAUAAAAGCACUUAAAGAAAAAAUCCGAGAAUAUGAACAGACUCUGAAGAACCAAGCGGAGACUAUAGCUCUCGAAAAGGAACAAAAGUUACAAAAUGAUUUUGCAGAAAAGGAGAGAAAGCUGCAGGAGACACAGAUGUCCACCACCUCAAAGCUGGAGGAAGCGGAGCACAAAGUUCAAAGUCUGCAGACAGCCCUGGAAAAAACUCGAACAGAAUUAUUUGACCUGAAAACCAAAUAUGAUGAAGAAAUUACUGCCAAGGCCGACGAAAUUGAAAUGAUCAUGACGGACCUUGAAAGAGCAAACCAGAGGGCAGAGGUGGCUCAGAGAGAGGCGGAGACUUUGAGGGAGCAGCUCUCGUCGGCCAACCACUCUCUCCAGCUGGCCUCGCAGAUCCAGAAGGCGCCGGACGUGGAGCAGGCCAUAGAGGUGCUGACCCGCUCCAGCCUGGAAGUUGAGUUGGCCGCCAAAGAGCGGGAGAUCGCCCAGCUGGUGGAGGACGUGCAGAGACUCCAGGCCAGCCUCACGAAGCUGCGUGAGAACUCGGCCAGCCAGAUCUCCCAGCUCGAGCAGCAGCUGAGUGCCAAGAACAGCACGCUCAAACAACUGGAAGAAAAACUCAAAGGACAGGCUGACUAUGAAGAAGUGAAGAAAGAACUAAACAUUCUGAAAUCCAUGGAGUUCGCACCGUCCGAGGGCUCUGGGACACAGGACGCGUCCAAGCCCCUGGAAGUGCUGCUGCUGGAGAAGAACCGCUCGCUACAGUCCGAGAAUGCCGCGCUGCGCAUCUCCAACAGCGACCUGAGCGGGUCAGCCAGGAGAAAAGGGAAAGACCAGCCUGAGAGUCGGCGUCCUGGACCUUUGCCGGCCUCCCCUCCUCCUCAGUUGUCCCGCAACACGGGGGAGCAGGCUUCCAAUACUAAUGGUACACACCAGUUCUCACCAGCGGGGUUAACGCAAGACUUUUUCAGCUCAUCCCUGGCAAGCCCCAGCCUACCCCUGGCUUCUACGGGAAAAUUUGCACUAAACUCUCUCCUCCAACGACAGCUAAUGCAGUCCUUCUACUCCAAGGCCAUGCAGGAAGCAGGAAGCACAAGCAUGAUUUUUUCAACAGGUCCAUACAGCACAAACUCCAUAUCUUCCCAAAGUCCAUUACAACAGAGCCCAGAUGUAAAUGGCAUGGCCCCGUCUCCCAGCCAGUCAGAAAGUGCUGGGAGCGUCUCCGAGGGCGAGGAGAUAGACACGGCAGAAAUCGCCCGGCAGGUGAAGGAACAGUUGAUCAAGCACAAUAUCGGACAGCGCAUUUUCGGACACUAUGUCUUGGGACUGUCUCAAGGGUCCGUGAGCGAGAUUCUGGCCCGGCCCAAGCCCUGGAAUAAACUGACCGUUCGCGGCAAGGAGCCCUUUCACAAGAUGAAGCAGUUCCUCUCAGACGAGCAGAACAUCUUGGCCCUUCGCAGCAUCCAAGGCAGACAAAGAGAGAAUCCAGGCCAGAGCCUGAACAGACUAUUUCAGGAAGUACCGAAACGAAGAAAUGGGUCCGAAGGUAACAUCACGACCCGGAUCCGAGCCUCCGAUACCGGAUCCGAUGAAGCAAUCAAGUCCAUCCUGGAACAAGCCAAAAGGGAGCUGCAGGUGCAGAAAACUGCAGAGCCCGCCCAGCCUUCGUCCACAGCCGGCAGCGGGAGCUCGGACGACGCCAUCCGCUCCAUCCUGCAGCAGGCCCGGCGCGAGAUGGAGGCCCAGCAGGCCGCCCUCGACCCCGCCUUAAAGCCCGCGCCGCUGUCCCAGGCCGACAUCGCCAUCCUGACCCCCAAGUUGAUACCCUCCUCGCCCAUGUCAUCCGUGUCCAGCUACCCUCCGCUCGCCCUGUCCUUGAAGAAGCCCCCCUCCGCCCCCGAUGCCGGUGCCUCCGCUCUGCCCAACCCCCCGGCCCUCAAAAAGGAGUCCCAGGACGCGCCCGGGCUGGACCUCCAGGGAGCGGCCGAGUCUGCGCAGGGGGUCCUGAGACACGUGAAGAGCGAGCUGGGCCGCAGCGGCGUGUGGAAGGACCACUGGUGGAGCACGGUGCAGCCGGAGAGGAAGAGCGCCGUGCCCCCCGAGGACACCAAGUCGGAAGAAGCCAUCGGCGCCAAGGAGAAGGGUGGCGGCAGCCAGCCGCGGGCCGAGCGCAGCCAGCUCCAGGGACCCUCGUCGUCGUCAGAGUACUGGAAGGAGUGGCCCAGCGCCGAGUCGCCGUACUCCCAGAGCUCGGAGCUGAGCCUGACCGGAGCCAGCCGCAGCGAGACCCCCCAGAACAGCCCCCUGCCCUCCUCCCCGAUCGUGCCCAUGUCCAAGCCCGCCAAGCCCUCGGUCCCUCCGCUGACCCCGGAGCAGUACGAGAUCUACAUGUACCAGGAAGUGGACACCAUCGAGCUCACCCGGCAGGUGAAAGAGAAGCUGGCCAAGAACGGCAUCUGUCAAAGGAUCUUCGGGGAGAAGGUACUGGGCCUGUCCCAGGGCAGCGUCAGUGACAUGCUGUCCCGGCCAAAGCCUUGGAGCAAGCUGACCCAGAAAGGCCGCGAACCCUUCAUCCGGAUGCAGCUCUGGCUCAACGGCGAGCUGGGCCAGGGUGUCCUGCCUGUGCAGGGGCAGCAGGGGCCAGUUCUCCAUUCUGUGACGUCACUACAGGACCCCCUGCAGCAGGGCUGUGUGAGCUCAGAAAGCACUCCAAAGACCUCUGCCAGCUGCAGCCCUGCACCCGAGUCACCGAUGAGCUCUAGCGAAUCCGUCAAGAGUUUGACUGAGCUGGUCCAACAGCCCUGUCCCCCCAUUGAAACGAGUAAGGAUGGCAAACCACAAGAGCCCAGUGACCCACCUGCCUCAGACUCCCAGCCCACCACCCCUCUGCCUCUUUCCGGACACUCGGCCCUCAGCAUCCAAGAGCUGGUAGCCAUGUCUCCAGAGCUGGACACCUACGGCAUCACCAAGAGAGUCAAGGAGGUGCUGACGGACAACAAUCUCGGUCAGCGCUUAUUUGGGGAGACCAUCUUAGGGCUCACCCAAGGCUCCGUCUCCGAUCUCCUUGCUCGCCCAAAGCCCUGGCACAAGCUCAGUCUGAAGGGACGGGAGCCCUUUGUCCGUAUGCAGCUAUGGCUGAAUGACCCCAACAACGUGGAGAAGCUGAUGGACAUGAAACGCAUGGAAAAGAAAGCAUACAUGAAGCGACGGCACAGCUCAGUCAGCGACAGCCAGCCCUGCGAGCCCCCCUCCGUUGGCAUUGACUACAGCCAGGGCGCCAGCCCCCAGCCCCAGCACCAGCUAAAGAAACCCCGAGUGGUGCUGGCUCCUGAAGAGAAAGAGGCUCUGAAACGAGCUUAUCAGCAAAAGCCAUACCCGUCACCAAAAACCAUCGAAGAACUCGCCACCCAGCUCAACUUGAAAACCAGCACCGUCAUCAACUGGUUCCACAAUUACAGGUCUCGGAUCCGCAGAGAACUGUUCAUUGAGGAGAUUCAGGCCGGGAGCCAGGGCCAGGCCGGGGCCAGCGACUCCCCGUCGGCCCGAAGCAGCCGGGCGGCGCCCAGCUCGGAGGGCGACAGCUGCGACGGCGUGGAGGCCGCCGAGGGCCCGGGCGCCGCGGACGCCGAGGAGUCGAGCGGCCCCGCGGCCGCCGCCAAGUCUCAGGGAGGGCCGGCCGAGGCGGCCGCGGCCCCGGAGGAGCGGGAGGAGGCGCCCAGGCCGGCGGAGAAGGCGCAGCAGCCGCCGCCCUCGGGGGCCCCAGCCCCGGACGACGCCGACGACGAGGGCCGGCCCCGGGCGCCCCCGCCGCCCCCGCCGCCGCCGCCGCCGCCCGAGGGCCCCGCCGACGGCCCGGGGCCCGUGCCAAACCCCGCCGCCGCCGCCGCCGCCGCCGCCGCCGCCGCCGCCCCCGCGGCCGGGGAGGACGCCGCUACCUCAGCCGCCCCGCCGGCGGAGGGCCCCUGCCGGGCCCGGGACGGCGCCGACAGGAGUUCCGCUUUGCCAAGCACCAGCGCGCCGGCGGCCGCCCGCAGGGCCAGCUCGCUGCAGAGCCUCUUCGGCCUCCCGGAGGCGGCGGGCGCCAGGGACUCUCGAGACAACCCCUUGAGGAAGAAGAAGGCCGCGAACUUGAACAGCAUAAUCCACCGCCUGGAGAAGGCCGCCAGCCGGGAGGAGCCCAUCGAAUGGGAGUUCUGAGAGGGCGCCGCCCGCCCGUCCCGCCGAGCCGAGCCGAGCCGGGCCGAGCCGGGCCGAGCCGGGCCGAGUCUCGCCGAGCUGGGCCGAGCCGAGUCUCGCCGAGCCGGGCCGAGUUUGGGCCGAGCUGGGCCGAACCAGGCCGAGCCGAGUGCGGCCGAGCUGGGCCGAGUGCGGCCGAGCCGGGCCGAGUGCGGCCGAGCCGGGCCGAGUCCGGCCGAGCCGGGCCGAGCCGGGCCGAGCCGCGCCGAGCCGGGCCGGGCCGGGCCGGGCUGGGCAGAGGGGCUGGGCAGAGGGGCGGGCGCCGACUCCGCGGCCUGGACCGUGUUGCGCACUUACCGCCCUGCGGGCCACAGGGCAAAAUCGCCAUAGGCCAAGGUGCAUAUAGAAAACAAAGGAGCAUUAAGCCCAAUCUAUGUCGUGUUUUCAAGGAAGAAAACGGAAAUGUGUAGUCGAGCUUUUUUGUACCCUGAAGUGUUUUUUUUAUUGCCCUAAGUGAUUUCCACAGGUUCUGGAAUAACUCUUACAGCUUUGCCUUGCGCCCUCCUCUUUCGUGUGGGCUUUAAAAAAAAAAAAAAAAUCAAACCCACAUAUUAAAAGGGGGCUUUUUAUCUGCCAUCUAAUGGCUUCAGAGCGAUAAUACACUAUUAUCUUCUUAAACCAGGAAAAAAAAGGGGGGGAGGGGGGAUUUUUCAGAAAAAUUAAAAAAGAAAGUUUUUGUAGCUGUUCAGUUGCCACUAAGAGAUUGCACAGUCAAACCGACUCUAAACACACUAGUUUGGAUUCCUAAAUAUUUUCAAGUAAAGAAUCUUCUCGUUUGAAACUUUGAAUUAAAAUAAAACACAUUUACUCCACAUAUUUUUUAACAAAAAGAAAAGUCACAUCAGGAAACUAUCUGAUUUUGUGGUAGCUGACGUAGUGUUUUCUUGUACGUGAAUAGAAUCCUGACAUGUAGUGCACAUUGAUCCAUAGCUUUAACUGACUCUGGGCUUUUGCUGGCCAGGGUCUGUUUAAUACACUCCAUUCUAGGCCAAAUCAGGACAAAAAGAAAAGAUCCGAAUCUAGGUAUUUUAUAAUCUGCUUUUUAACCUCUAACCGCAGAGCACGCUGAUCAGACCUCAUAUCUCGGAGGUUUAGGAGACAAGUUAGAACUGUAGCAUGUCCCCGUUCAUUCUGUUUAAUUUAUGGUGUCUACGUCUGUGUUAGCGCGUCUGCACACGUGCGAGCGUGUAAAGCAAGGAGGAAAGAGUGGGCCGCCGCGGUGGCAGCAGGCAGUCGGGGGGCCGCAGGGGCCCGGCCCGCGUGGGCAGCAGGCUUUCCUGGGCACAGAAGGCAGCACACCGCACAGCACUCUCCCGGGCGCCUGAUGGACUGAGCCCCACCAGGGGCCGCCGCUCCCCGGGCCUGGGCAGGGCUCUCGCGCACGCGCACUCUCUCUCCCGCUCUUCCCACCACAAGCACUGAGGACUGUUGACGUCGUGGGAAGCUUCCUUCCCUGCAGAAGAGAGAACGUGGCAGUCUGGGCUCUGCUCCCACCCCUGUAGAGAUGGCCCACACUCACACCAAAACGUUGUUGCUCUUCACUUCCAGACCAGACCAUUCAUUGGCCCUUCAUUCAUUCUGCCUCUUGGAACAGUUCUUUUAUGCAGUCUAGGGCAGUCUAAGUACAAAUCAGAAGUCUAACUUGUCUCUGAUUCCUCCUGUUGUCUAUGUGUAUAUGCGUGAGAAUAGAGGUGGAUGAGAGUGUGCGUGUGUGCGUGUGUGCAAUUUUAUACGUCUGUGUAUUUUCUUAAGUACCUGUGCACACAUAGAGUGCAUUACUGCCACCUUUUUUCAAUAAGCUGUUUUAUCAGUUACGGCUUCUACAAGUUUGCUAAUUUAGACUCCUUUAUUGCCAUAUCUUUAAACUAACAAUAGAUGAUUUCGGUAUAUAUAUAUAUUUUUUUUUGCUUAUUUAUAGGUGCUGUAUUUUAUUAUCUGAUUGUUAGGAAGGGAUGAAAGGGGCAAAUAUUCUUUAGAGGGAUAGACUGCCGGCAGUAUUGGGUAUAAUUUACAAGAUGUAGUUGUCAUACUGUAUAUUACUGAUUGAAACCUUUUUGACCGUAUUGUGUAUCAUUGAAACCUUUGUCUUAGGUCAACAUCUUUGGAUGGCAUUUUAAUGGUGCAUUCAUUAUUUCUUAAGUUUAAUUAAUAUUACCUUUUUUGAUUUGGGGGGGGUGGGAGGGAGUUAUAAUUUUCAAGGUAUGCUCCCGCUAUUACACCUCAGUGUGCUUGUAUUAAUUAACUUGUAGGACUUUGACUGUAAGAUGUGAAACCACAUUUCUUGCAUGAUGUUUUAGGAAUUAUGUAGUUCAUUUACAGUCUUUUAACCUGCAACCGCAGCACUUAGUUCAAGUUUUCACAAAUUUAAGAGUCACUACACUAAAGACAAUGCCUUUUCAUGAAUAAGAAGUUUUCAGAAGGCUCUAGGAGGCUGGGAGGCAGGCUGUUUGUCUUUUGAUGGUCGUAUCAUCUCUGAACUUGAUACCUGGUUCAGUGAGAAGAGAAUUCAAAAUGGAGGAGCUUAAGGGGAAACGGAUUACCAUCUGGCUCGAUGCAGGUGCGUUAAGAAGAGCGAGUUUGCGUUAGUGACCCCCUAGGACAGUGAGUAGCAGAGCCCCUGACAGUACUGUGGUGUCCUCUCCACGAAAACCUCGAGGGAAUUUUGUCAUCGUGUGUGAUGAAUCUCUGAAUAUCUGAUUUUCAUUAGAAUGAAAAGCAGGGAGUUAACCAGAAAUAUUAAGGGUAGUGUUUUAGUUUUAAAGGCAUGACUGUUAUUUACAAAGGUGUUCAAUCCGAGGAAAUUGAGAAAGUAGAGGUUUGGCCAUCCUGGUGGCCAAAUAGUAACAGUCUAAAACAGCCACUUUGGCUCUUCCAAGCGAUUUAGUCCUUUUUGUUGGGUUUUGUUGGUUUGUUUGUGUUUUGUUUUGUUUUUUUAAACUAGGUUUUUGUUGAUUUCCACUCUCCCUUUUUUGCCAGACUUACAUCUGGGUGCUCGAUACAAUCAGUUGGUUAAAGUUUGCUUGCGGUUCUGUGUUUGUAUUUUUUUUCUCUAUUUAUUUUUUUUUUUAAUUGUGAUCCCAACCCGAUGAUCUUUUGUGUUAAACUUUCACUGUCUGUAAUACUUCUAAGAGCUGCCACUAAAUAACAGAAACCUUUCAGGGGGUCGGGGGGAGCGUUCCCCCCUCCUCGUUGCACCCCUCAGUUUGAGUCUAAGGGUUGAUCUUUCAUCUUGAUAAGCAAUAUUCAAGUGCCUUGAACAGCAUCCUCUCCGGGGGGCUUCCCUUCAGCUGGCUGGCAUUCCAAGCAGUAGCUCCCACAGGCAGCCGACCUCUUCCUCUUUAUGCUCCAUCAGUUUAAAAAGCUGAUUUGUACCUCUCCCCUGGGGAAAACGGUUCCGUAUAAAACACUAACACUUAAUUACAAGCUCCAUUAUACCAUUUUAAAUGGCUUCUUUUUGUUAAUUGGAGGCAGUGUUCAUAACUUAAGGUUUUUGCCAUUACUUAGCUGGCUAAGUGGAGGCUAGGAAUAAAAUCAGUGUUCACGUUCAGCCUCUUGACCCUUGGCUCCCACCCACCCUCCUUUGUGGGGUAUCUGAGGUGGAAGGUGCACGGGUUCUGUCCCAGACCUGGGCCCGCUCGCUUCCACCGCCUGGCUCCCAGGUGACCGCCAACCUUGAACUUCUGGAUCAGUCGGGAUGUCUGUGAUUUCUGUCCGCCAGCCCGCCUGUCCUUCUUUAGAAAGGAUUACCACAGCCAGCUAGCUUGACUUGAUUAUUCUCGGGGCCGACUGCGUGAGGAGCAUCACGACCCGAGGUGGCUCGUGGCCAGCAGACUGUCCCGGGAUGCAGGCUUGGAGAAGUCUCCAGGAAAGGCCAGCAUCUUGACUCGUAUGACUACUAUCAGACCGCGGCCACUCUGUCUGUAAGAGUGACUGAGGCAAAAAGAUGACAAUUGUGGCCUCCCUGCCCAGUGUCCUUGCUUUUGGCAUCUUUGUUUUCUCCCCAUUUAAAAACCAUCCUGUCCGAUGUGGACAUUCAGGUCCGCUGGCUGGUGGUCCAGACCCAGAGGGCUACAGAGCUUUGGGUUGAGGGUUUCUCUGCGCUCUCUGUGGCCGUGAGAGACCCUCCCCAUGGACUCCCACCCCCCCGGGCCCAGCCGGCCAGCUCUAGGAGGAAGGAAACCCCUCGUCUGCCUCCCUGGCCCGAGGCACGUCAGCUCAGCUCGUUGCCCUAAGAUCAUUGCCCCAGUCCUGCCCUGAGAGGCUGGGAGAAGAGUCACACCCCACCCCCCCCACCCCACCCCAGUCCAGGUACCUUCCCGGCAGGUGGACUGGGUUUCUUUGUUCCUCCGGAACUCCUGCCCUCGCUCACAGCGGUGAUCAAUGAACUCUAUUGACAUUCUAUGCAAUGUUUCUCCUCCCUCCCAUUUUAGAAAAACCUCACUGAAGAUAGCGGAGGGGCCCGGGGGGAGUAGAUGCACGCCCUUCUGGGAUGUGCGCAGCGUGAAACGGUGUUAGUGACUUACUCCAUCUUGAGCUGGGGGACAACAGCCAUUGCCUUAAAUGCACUGUGACAGGCGCCUCUCGACAGGCCUGUGAACACAAAGAGUCUGCCCUUAGCCAUCUCGAGCCCCCACUUUGGGAGGCCAGCAAGCCAGCUGUGCGGGGGAGAUGGAGCAAGGCGAGGUUCGGGCCUGCGUGGCCAGCAUGGUGGGCUGUUUGCCACGUCCCUUCAGGCAGGAGGUUUCCUUCCCUCCCUGGAUGGCCUCCCUGUCAGCACCCUCCUCCCCAUUUGUCCCCUUCUACCUCACUAACCUAUGCUCCCAGUUGACGCCACUCCUCCCCCCAUUCCCGUCAGAACCGCGAGGCACAAGUGGGCUCUGGGGGGGGGUGCGGAGAGUGCUAGAAGCGUGGCGUUCGUGAGUAUGUCUGGGCCUGGUGAGCAGGCUUUCCUUCCCUCUUCUCUUUGUGAGCACAACAUGGACAGGCAGCUGUGCUCCGUGAGGCACAUGGAAUUUUCUCUUGACUUCCACCUGUCCCUGACGCUCUGACGGCUGCUUCCCCUGCAGGCAGGGGCGGUCUCGGGCCUCAGAGGGCCUUGCUCUGUCCUGCUCAGCUGUUAAGAUCUGUCCGAGCCAUUUCCCUUGCCCUGGGCUGCCCCUAACUGGCCACGUGAGGACACUGCCCCAGGAUUCCUACCCAGAGUUGGGGAACUCCGUCUUUGUCUCUGGCACAGGGAGGCCAUGAUUCAGCUCCACUGUGAGACCUGCUUUGGAAGCGUCUCGAGGCCGGGAGAGGAAUUGGCGUUCUCCUGUCCGCAAACCCAGUCUUCAGUCAUCUGACUCUUCCCAAGAGUAGACCAGUUUCUACGCAGUGCAGAAAACCACCCCAGCUCCCAGAGCCGCUGGUUAGACGUGGGCCCACGCUCUCUGGUGGCCGGAGUGUUCUCCUGGUGGAAAAGAAUUGGAAGUGGGAGCCUAAGGAUUUGUGCCGUCAUCGGGCGCUUGGGCAUUUGUCAGGAAAAGACCGCGGUUAGAAAUCCCCCCCGCCCCCCAGUGCUUUUGUGGUUUCGUGUGGGCCUUGGUGGCAACAGGGGAGCCUUCGUGACCCCCAAGGCAGAGCUCCCGCCCCAAGUGGCAAAAUGGUGGCCUGGGCCUCCAAUGUGACAGAGUUCCGUUUCCCGGUGCACUGAAAACGACCAGGAAACAAGUUCCCAAGGAAAGUUCCAGAAAGAUCCAGCCUGUGAAUCCUUAGAGAUGUGCUGAAAGCAGAGGCCCAAACCCUCGGAGUGAAUCAGGAAGGCAGAGGAGGGGCGAGGAGGGCAGUGAGCUGGGCAGGAAAUGAGCCCCGCCCGAGUUCCCUGCCCCAUCCUCCCCAGGGAAGGAGGAAAUGCAGCUUCCCAGUCUCUCCCACUUGCGGGACCCGCCCGCACCUGCCCAGGCCUUGCUGCCAUCCUCCCUCCACCUCCCCUCCAAAGAUACUGUGACCACACUGUCGGUGGUAUCUCCAUUCUAAUUUUUGCAUGAAGUGACAUUUAGCUUUAACAAGACAUUUCCAAAGCGCCUAGUCUCCUCCGGAAUGCUAACUUUAAAAGUUGGGCAUUGUAGGCGAAGAAUCCUAAAAAAGGCUAGCGAGAGAAAGGCAUUAGGCUAUGCAUAAAUGUGCACUUCCCCAACCCCCUGUUAUGAACCUUUGAAAAUAACUUUGAGUUGCUUUCCAUGGGUCAUUAUAGUUUCUCCAGUGACGUUAGGUAUUGUCUGUGUUACUGUCAUUUCCGUAGCGUUUAGGCUUUAAUUUUCUACCACAAAAUAUGCUAUAUGCUAUGUAUCAAGCUUUCUGUGAUCAGAAAGGAAAGGUGCCUUAUAUCCCAAUGUCACGGCUACAUCCCUGUGGAAAAUAAUCAGAAGCACAGUGUGUACGGAAGCGUUGGGACUUCCGUUGGUGAAACCAGACACCGUUCAGCAAGAUGCAUUGAAAAAGUGGCACGGGGCUGCUUUUGUUUGAAAGUUCCUCUCCUUUUUCGUUUUUCCAUCUUUUGCUUUGCUUGCUUUCUUUGCUUUCUUUCCUUUUUUUUUUUUCGUAGUUUGCUUUAAACAGAAAGCACUUAAGUAGAUGACUAUGUGUAAAAAGCUCUGUGCAAUAGAAAUCCUUUUUCUUCAUUUUUAAGAGAUAAUGUAUUGCACACCAAAUGAACUCAAAGUAAGCUUUAGACCAGGACGAUUCAGGUUGUGGAUGAGUAUGUUCACUGUAGUUCCGUUUGUUCAUGAACUGAAGGGAAAACAGGCCUCCCCAGCCCCCCCCUUUCUCAGUUUGCCUCUUGCUGACCACCGAGCUAGGUGUGCAGGGCCCCCAGGCCCCGGGGCAGGAACCGCUGGCUGGGUGGCAGGGGGGUGGGGGCGAGUCGGGGUGGGGGGGUGACUCAGCAGCUAAGAACCCUCCCGAGGGUGAGAACACAGCCAUCCCUUCCAGCACUUAACCUUUUCUUGUUGAGAUGGAUUGACUGCUACUGACCUGCCAGUGUGCGUGAGGAUAAUUAUAAAAGGAUGUUUCCUUGAGAAGAAAAAAAAAAAGUUUAUUUCUAUCCUCUUCUAUUUAUUGUUAGGUUAAUCAUUUAAGUUCUUAUCGGGAGUGUAUUGUUGUUUUGUGUUGUUGCUAUAAAUGCUUUUUGCUAUCACUCCAGUGGUUACUGUCUUCGCCUUCUGCCCUCUCCCCCCCCCACACACACACACCCCAAAAGAACCGAAGGGUCUGGGGAUUGGACUGGGGGGCAGAGUGGGCUUCUCCAGCAGAAUCAGACCUCUGGCUCCAGAGUAGCCGCUCAAAAAUUGGUCGUCUCCACACGUCCAACUUGUUAAAUGAGAGAGUUGAAGAACGCUCGUGUGAGGAGCUACAGAGACUUAGAAAAGCAAAGUUCAGUUCCCCAAAGCCUCCUAGAGCCUCUGGUAAGCCUUCUGGGUUCAUGAAGUUUCAGCGAGGCCUGGUCGGAGCGGGCGCAGUGGCCUGGUCGAGACCCUGGCUUCCGAGGGGGAGAGAGCAGUUUCUUGCAAGGCUCGCGUGGGUUGCUCUGUUUUGUUGGCUUUUCUUGUCGUUCUUGUGGUUGUUUCCCUUGCAUACAAAGUUGGGUCAGAACCAUCUUGGGAAGCAACGGUGAUUCCGAGUCCGGCUUGAGGACCCUCAGCAGGGAGGUCGUGGGGGAGCCCCUUUCCCCCUUCAUGUGGUGAAGCGUGGAGUGGGGGGAACACGUUGCUUGCUAAUCAGGUGUGAAGGUGAGGUGGGGUCGGCCUUCCGGGCCCAGGAGGAGGGGGCGCCCCGCGAGGCCGAGGUCCAGGUGGGGCCACACAGCCGCCCCGUUCGCCGCCGCUCCCAGAGGGCCCCCCAACCCCCGCCUCGCUUUCCGUGCCAUGACUUCUUCCCCUUCUCUGAAAUCGUUGGGGGUCCUGAUCUUGUUCUCGUCUCUCUGAAAGAAAGCCCUCCGAUGAAAUCAUCGCCCCCAUCCCUCCUCCCGCACCCCCCACCAAAGGGUUUUCAUUUCUCUCGAAUUAGUCUAUGCAUUUCUCUCUCUUGAGCCGUUUUCUGCCUCUUUCCUUGAGAAAACGGGCAUCUCCUGUCCCACCGAGACCCCUCAGAAAAUGCUGUGCAUUUUGGAGACGUGAGGAUUCAUGCAAAAACUCUUACAGCAUUUGAGAAUAACUGGUCGGAAAAUAGAAGUGGGGAAAAAAAAAAAAAAGGAAAAGUGGGUUUCCCCGCGUCCCUUUCCACUGAGACCUAGCUCUUUGCGAUGUGCAAUAACUACUUGCCAUGAGAGCGGGUAGCCACGCUCCUGUCCAGACUACUAACGCCGCACAAGACAAGCUCGCUCGCAGAGUGGCGGACUUCUUCCGGAAUACCUUUCAUAAGCUCAGCUCCCCCCGCCCCCAGUGUAUCGUGGUGUCUUUACAUUUUAGCAGUAUUUUAUAUUUUCUGUAACGCACUAAGUCUUAGAUGUUUUUAGAGCUCGUUUGUUAAUACAAUCACAGACUUUUUUUUUUUAAUCCUCACAGAGACCCAAUUGACCAAAAACAAAAACAAAAAAAAACAAAAAAGAAAACCAACAAAAAAAAAAAGGCGUCAUUUUUGUACAAAUAGCUUCGAGAAGCCUCUGUUGUGUUGCUGUGACCCAUCUCUGGUAACAUUUUUUUUUUCCUUGCUAUUUGUUUUCGACAUUAAGAGUCAAAAGUUGAUCCAGCUGGCGUGGGGGUGGGGGAGGCACCCGUCGGCCCCUGGCGUUGUCCCUUCGGUCCUUGGUUAGCCAUACGAUGUUUGUUCUCAGCACUGUACAACGGUCCCUAUAUGAUAUGGAGAAGCAAUAUCACUGUAUGAAACUCACACCAUGUAUUAUUAUUAUUCACUAGCACCCUAGGUGUGAUAAUUGAAGUAAAUAUCUUUUAUACAAACACAAGAA